This is a messenger RNA of Besnoitia besnoiti, 1866 nucleotides long. RefSeq lists its product as uncharacterized. The record is from RefSeq and is a predicted model, not a curated record. The transcript is spliced from 3 exons. The coding region runs from base 1 to 1866 and encodes 621 amino acids. Lineage: Eukaryota; Apicomplexa; Conoidasida; Eucoccidiorida; Sarcocystidae.
AUGCAACCGGCUCCUUCGCGGUCCAGUAGGCGACUCCGGCUGCCCGUCAAGGCGCCUCUGUUCGUCUUUCUCGUUUGUUUUUUCGCGGGGCUUUGCCCUCUUCAGCAAGCCGCCGGCGAGCCUGCAAUCCGCGUGAGGCCUGCUCACGCGACCGUGCGGUCGUCUGGGACGUGGCGCAAGCUGCGAAAGAGCUUUCUAAAGCUUCUGGCGGAGGAGGCGAAGCGCCGCGAGUGGGUGCCCGUGGAGACUCUGGAGGAACUCGACGAGGACUCGCCUUAUGUCAUCAGCGUCGCGCCGCAACAGUCUCUCAAGUUUAGGGGUUUUUCGCGCGACCGCGACCGCAUCGCCGACGAGCAAGUGUUCCGCGACCUCGGCAAGCAGCUGCCCCAGGGCUUCAACGCCGCCUUCGGUCUGAAAAAGGCCGCCAACGGCUUGCUCACCUGCGCGCACGCCCCCUGGCUGGCGGUCGCCGUCAUCGACGCGGUUCGCGAGGCGACAACUCGGCAACAUGUCAAAUAUUACCUUGCAGAUGUCCGCUACCUUAGGGGCGGCAGCGAGGACGAUGGAGACGAGACUGAGGCUGGCGCGCGAGACGCACCACUCCCAACGACUCUGCCUCUCACGCCAAACAACAAAGUCUUCACCGAAGGCGCGCCUGACCUCGAGCCUCAAACUGGAUCGCGCGCCUCCAUCCUCUGCACCCAGGACGGUCAGCCGCCGCAGUUCAUUCCAGAAGACACAGAGGACGAAGACGUGACUGAGCAGCAGCCAGGGCCUUGGGGCGUCACAGUCGUCGUGCGGUCGCGGGUGAACCCGCUGGCGGCGUUUGGGCGGUCCUACGAGCUGGAGGUCUUGGACAACGUCGCUGUCACGGUGCCCGCGCAGCCGCGCAUUCCCCUUCCGCUGAGCGUCGUCGCCUCUCUCGACACGCUUCUCCAACUGGAGUUGGCGGCCGCUGCUGCGGCGGCCGCUGAGGCCGCAGACGCUGCAGGCUCCGGAGCGGCAGAUACCGCCGCGCUGCGCGCGCAGGCCCUCUGCAGGCUCGAGCGCCCCGCGGCCUACCGCAGCGCAGCCAAGCUCGACUGCUCCAUGUGGCAGACGAAACCGCAAAAAUCGAAGGCGUCUGCGCACAAGCAGCUGAUGAAAGCCCUGGCGCCGUUCGUGGGUCUGAGUGUCUCCAAUCACUUACUGGGUCCGCGCCGAAACGCCGCGACGUUCGAGGGGCUCGUGGGCGUCGAUGCGUCUGCGGCUGGAUCGCCUCCUCCGGCGCUGCUGAACUUGCAGUCGGACUUUGGGGCGCCGGCGGCGAGCGCUGCAGAACGCGCGGUCCUGUCGCGGCUGUCUCACGAAGCCCUGUGGGACUACGCCGCGGACGCCGGCGACCUGAACUCGCCUUUCAGCUUCCACGGCUCGCCAGACGCGCUGCAAGUCUCCGUCGACGUCGGCAAACUCAGCAGCCGAGACCAAGCUCAGCUGAAGCACCGCGUCUCCGGAGGGGCGGACCCCUCCGUGUUUGAAUUCAAGCUCUCCGCGCCCCGAGGCAGCGACGCCUUCUCAGACAGCAGCCAGCAGGAGUACGCGCCCGGCGCGGUUCGCAGCAUCUACCAGGCGACCGUCGCGGAGCCCCAGCGGCAGUCGCACAACUCGCUCGUGAAGAAUCUCGCGUGGCUCGCGGGAUUCGUGGCGCUCUAUGCCGGCGGCAGCAAACUCUGGAGCUGGUGGAAAAACGACAAGGCCGCGAAGCAGCAGCUGAAGCACAUCGAGGACGCUCGGCGCAAACAAGAAUUCGAGCUCAAAUACUUCGUCAGACGCGCACAGGCCGCCGACGUCCUCAACGCCGCAAGGCAAGACGACAUGAUGCUUUGA